AUGAGGCUGAGAUCUGGGGCAACGACUUUCACCGCUCCGUCUGCCUCAUCAACCUCAGAUCCAUUCUAUAAACCGCCCAACGAUAAAUUCUUGCAAGCUCGCCACUACACCGCACUUAACGAAUCGCGCCUCGAGAUCCGUCUGAUCACAAACCUCUGGGUCGAUGGUAAGACAGUGCGCUGUGACCUCGCGAAGCCAAUCGCUCUGAGGACUACGGAACCCCUCCCUCGAUUCUACGCACUCUCCUACGCCGCCCAGGACGUGCAAGAUCAAUCGUCCAUCAUCGUCAACGGCACCAGAUUCAACGUGUAUUCCAGCCUGGUUCGAGCCCUCAAGGAAGUGGCGUAUUUUCUGGCUGGCUCGAGUACGGGCCUCUGGGUCGACCAGAUCUGCAUCAACCAGCAUGAUCUCGUCGAGAAGGCUUGGCAGGUUGCGUCUAUGAAGGACAUCUAUUGCAGUGCUUCGGGCACAUAUGUUUUCCUCGAUCUGCCAGACGACGACAAUGGAGAGUUCAGUCUGAGCUUUCUGGCAAGGACCCUUGAGCAGCGAUGGGAAGUCGCACAGUUCGAGGGCCACGACUCUCACCGCGGCGAUGCGAAACUGGAGGACCAUAGAGUGCCAGACAGGCGUCAGCUCCUUCACGCAAGUUUCCUAGCCAAUGUAGCGAAUGAGCUAUGCCACCAGCUCUGGAACCACGAAUUGCCAUUCUCGGUGGUGCACAACGUCAAGCGACUGUGUGAGGCGACGUACUGGUCUCGGUGCUGGACGCAAGGGGAAUAUAUCGUGUCUCAAAGUCUACGCUUGCUUCUUGGUGGCAGGCAGACCACAAGUAUGAAUCGAAUUCGAUGGUUGUCAGAAGCUUUCUUCGGCGUUGCGACUUCUCUGCUUUCUGACUUACCCAAGACUGCCCGACUCAUCGAUGUGCCACUCGAAGACACCAAACGCUGGCUACAGGACAUCCGUCUAUCGUGUAGCUAUGGCUUAGGCCUCGCGCAGCUGCAUAUAAAAUGGAAGUUUCAGGAAACACCUGAUCUCAGAGACGGUGUCUACUCGGCAUUGUCAAUGCGGAACGGACCAGCUACGAUCAAGCCAAAUUACGGAUCGGAUAACACCGUGGAGGACGUCUUCAUUGAGUUCGCAAGUUUCAUGGUGGAACAAGACCGCUGUAUCGAUAUCCUCGGCGACGCAGGAGAGUAUUUGCGUCUAGAAUCGUCGCAACUUCCGAGCUGGGUUCCAGAUUAUGGCGUCCACCAGGGUAGGGGGAACUUGUCUGAUGUAAUGCUAGGGCGAGUUAAACAUCUGACAGAGAGGCGGAAGUUUCCAGCAGGCGAGAUUUCCGGGGAUUGUAGCGUCCAAAAGCGGUCGUUAGCCAAGCAGCAAAGCAAGAUCUCUGUUGAGCACCUGAGCCUUCAACUCAGCAUCUGGACUAGAUGGUCGUCGUUGUACUCAGAAGAUCUCCCAGGAACGUUCUCGGGCGAUGACGCCGUAGCGGCCAACGAUGCGUCAUGGCGAGGCCUCGUCGACCGGAGGAUGCAGGGGUCUGGAACUCGAGCAUAUCAGCCAAAACCACAGUAUGAUUGCGAAGAUAUGUACGCACAGACGCUUGAUUGGGGUGAUCUUGAACACGAGCGGGCUCUGAGAAGCCAAUAUGGGGGCAUCGUAAUGCCAGGACUGGUCGAGCGCGGCUGUAAAGUUACCGAAAUUAAGAUUGACAACAAAAUUGACACCAGCUGGUCGAAAAUUCACAAAGACGAGUCUCUAAGUGGCAAAUGGCAAUUCUUCUUCACACGUGCCGACGGGAUAAUGGGGCUUGUGCCGACCACCACAAAGCCUGGGGAUUUGCUGUGUCUGAUACCUGGCGGGAGCACACCCUUCGUACUGCGUCCAGCAGAUGAUCUGUCCGAUCCUGAGGGUUUGUCGCCUCCGCUGUAUCGGAACAUUGGUGCGGCGUAUGUGACCGGAUACAUGCACGGGCUCGCAAUCGAGGAGAAGGCGAGAGGGGAGUGGCGGAAGGAGGAAAUCUGUAUUGUUUGA
Molecule: messenger RNA, 2034 nt
Organism: Cyphellophora attinorum
Lineage: Eukaryota; Fungi; Ascomycota; Eurotiomycetes; Chaetothyriales; Cyphellophoraceae
Exons: 2
Coding region: 1-2034 (677 amino acids)
Source: RefSeq, a predicted model, not a curated record